Rangifer tarandus platyrhynchus (Svalbard reindeer) is the source of this 699-nucleotide messenger RNA. Lineage: Eukaryota; Metazoa; Chordata; Mammalia; Artiodactyla; Cervidae. The record is from the annotation of a GenBank genome assembly.
AUGGUGGCUCCCGCGACCCCAGCACCAGCUCCCACAGGAACGAACGCUGCGCCAGAACGGGCGGGACUGGACUGCGCGGCCAGGCGGGACUCCAGACGCGGGGCGGGUUGCCCCAUGACGACUGCAUGCUCUGGGGCGGCGGCAGCGCUCUCCGCCCGCCCCCGAAGGCAGCGCUCUCCGCCCACCCCCGACGGCGUCGUCCGCCCACGGGUCUCCCUCAGCCACCGCCCUGCGCGGCCCGGGAACGGUGCCCGCGGCCCCGCCAAGGACCCCGCACGCGGCGAAGACGCCCCACUCACCUUCUCCGAGAAGUUUGGCUCACCCGACGCACCUGUGGCGCGCGGGGCCCGCGGGCGGGAAACGACGCCUGCCAGGCUGAGGGACGCGCUCCCUCACGCAAACCUCGGGGAUGAGCUCUCGCGGGAGGAGAGGCGGCUCCGCGAGGCUGCCCGCGCGGGGGCCUCUCCGCCUGCCUUCGCACCCAGGGAUCAAACCCGCGGCUCCCGCGCGGCCCGGCAACCGCGGAGCUGCUGUAGACAAACGAAGUUUAAGAAAAACACGCCCACCGUUCCCUCGACGCUGGAUCGGCAGGACCCCCCUGUGUACCAGAGAGCAACUCAGGACGGCUCGGUCGCGGCCGGGACACUGCGUCUGCAGGACGUGAAACCACCCAAGAGGCGCUGGGAAGACAUCGCCUGA